AAAACGCUGGCCAUAGGAUGAGGUUUCUCUCGUUUCCCCUCCUCCUCCUCCUCCUCUCCGCCGUCGCCGUCUUCAUCGCCGGCGACGGCGCCGGCGCCGCCAUCCUAGGGUUGGAUCUCCACCACCGAUUCUCCCCCACGGUGCGCCACUGGUUCGACUCACGCGGCUUCGGCGGCGCCUCCGGCUGGCCGGAAAAUGGCACGGCCGAAUACUACGCCGCCCUCGCCGCCCACGACCGCGCUCUCCACGGCCGUUCACUCUCUUCUUCCCCGCCUGACCUCACCUUCUCCGAGGGCAACGUCACCAUCCGCAUCACCUCCCUUUCUUUCUUGCACUAUGCGAUGGUGACGGUGGGGACGCCGGGUGCGACGUUUCUAGUGGCGUUGGACACUGGGAGUGACCUCUUCUGGUUGCCUUGCGAUUGCUAUGGCUGUGCUUCGAGUUCAUCCUUGAAUUCCAUGCCCGAUUUUCAGGUUAGCUUGUAUAGUCCCAAUGCAUCUGUGACUAGUCAUGCAGUUCCUUGCAAUAGCAACUUCUGUGAACAGCAAAAAACUGGUUGCUCUGGAGUAACUAGCUCUUGUCCGUACAAGGUUGUAUAUGUAUCUAAUGAUACUUCUUCUUCUGGAAUUUUUGUUGAGGAUGUCAUGUUCUUCAGAACAGAAGAUACUCAGUCUGAAAUUGUUGAGGCACGGAUAAUAUUCGGUUGUGGACAGGACCAAACUGGUGCUUUUCUAGAACAUGCAGCUCCCAAUGGUUUACUUGGGCUAGGUAUGGAAAAGGUAUCGGUUCCAAGCAUUUUAUCAAGUGCUGGAUUCACAUCAAAUUCCUUUUCUAUGUGCUUUGGGCAUGAUGAUAUUGGAAGAAUCAGCUUUGGAGACAAAGGUAGCUUAGACCAAGAUGAAACUCCAUUCAAUGUCGACCAGUUACACCCUAAAUACAACAUCAAUAUAAUUGGAAUGCUUGUAGGAAAUUCUGCCAUUGAUGCAGAUUUCAGUGCUUUGGUUGACACUGGUACCUCAUUCACAUAUUUUAUUGAACCAAUAUAUUCGCAACUCUCAAAAGCUUUCCAUGAGCAGGUGCAGGAUAAACAAUACACAACUGAUUCAAAGAUCCCAUUUGAAUAUUGUUACAUUAUGAGUUCUGGUACAAGUAAUGUACCUACUGUAACCCUAACAACAAGCAGUGGUAGUCCUUUUCCUGUUAACUAUCCAAUAAUUGCCUUCCCUGUUCAGGCAAAUGAAUUAGCAUAUUGUUUUGCUGUUGCCAAAGGUGACAAACUGAACAUCAUUGGGCAAAACUUUUUGACCGGCCUUCAAGUUGUCUUUGAUCGAGAGAGGAUGAUCUUGGGUUGGAAAAAGGUUAGCUGUUAUGAUGUCAAAAAUUCAGGCUCUCUUCCCACAACUCCUCGGAACUCAUCAUCUUCUCAUCCUGGUGCUGCCGGGCCUAAUAUCAACAGGCCUGAGGCCAGGAAGGAGACGGGGAGCAAUAACCAAGUCACCGUAGCGACAUCCCCAGCCAAUUAUUCGACAAAUUUGAUGAACAAUUUGAUUUUGUUGUUGUUUCUUCUCCAUUUGAUCAAUAUCUGAUCAUGUCUUUCCUGUUAUUCUGUAGAUCUAUGUCCAGGUUUGUCUCUAUCUCAAAAUGUAUCGGUGGCCGAUACUAUUCCUUUGUAUAUUGGUCAAGGCUUAUUAGGUUAGUUUACACGAUAUAAAGCCUUGGUUCUGGCAUUUCAUGUAUUUUUCUCUAGUGAAUGUCAGAAGUUGUAAAGAAAUAUGGUUGUGGUUGUUAUAUUGUCUUUUCAAUAAGAGAAUAUGGUUGAGGUUAUUGUCCUUU
Messenger RNA from Dioscorea cayenensis subsp. rotundata (Guinea yam), 1833 nucleotides. Its product is annotated as aspartyl protease family protein 1-like. The transcript is spliced from 10 exons. The record is from RefSeq and is a predicted model, not a curated record. Bases 18 to 1586 code for a protein of 522 amino acids. Gene Ontology annotation, molecular function: aspartic-type endopeptidase activity. Gene Ontology annotation, biological process: proteolysis. NCBI's taxonomy places the organism in Eukaryota, Viridiplantae, Streptophyta, Magnoliopsida, Dioscoreales, Dioscoreaceae.